CUUCUUGAGCAAUUUGAGCUACAGUAGCUCGUCUUUUGGAUCAGACUACACAGACCAGCCCUCGCUCCCCACAUGCAUAAAUGAGCCAUGACCCUGUCGCCGAUUCACCACUGUUCCCUCCUUGGACCACUUUUGAUAGAUACUGACCACUGCAGACCAGGAACACCCCAAAAGAACUGAAGUUUUGGAGAUGCUCUGACCCAGUCGUCUAGCCAUCACAAUUUGGCUGUUGUCAAACUCCCUCAAAUCCUUAGGCUUGCAAAUUUUUCCUGCUCCAAAAACAUCUACUUUGAGGACAAAAUGGUCACUUGCUGCCUAAUAUAUCCCACCCAGUAACAGGUGCCGUGAUGAAGAGAUAAUCAGUGUUAUUCGCUUCACAUGUCAGUGGUCAUAAUGUUAUGCAUGAUCCUAUAUAUAUGACAUUAUAUAAGAAAGGAAGUGACGUGGGUGGAUGCCAGACCUCGUGUCUCUGGAGUGACUGAGCAGUACAGACCACUUAGGUGGCUGCAGCUUAUUACCUUUCAGUAAUUGAGGCCUUGGAAAGGGGGUGGAGAAAACCAAGAACAGAGAAAUGCACAUCACAACCUUAAGUACUUCAUGUGGAACAUCUAAGGGCAACACAUGAAAUUACACAAUGAUUCUGCAAUAUAAAAAUGUUCACUGGUAGCCGUGCUAUGAGUUAACAGCAAUGAUAAAACCUGAAAAUCGGAUGCUUUUUUUUUUUUUACAAUCCAUUUCAUAUCAUUACAAAUAUUAUAAUACAUAUUUUAUAUAAGGGAAUGGAUUACACAAGCUGAUUUCAUGUUAUAAUCCUGAUUAUACAGGAACACAAAUAUUAGCAAUACGAGAUGGAAACCUGGAGUCCACCAAUUUCAGUAAAACAGUGAAUGUGUGUUGAACAUUAUACUCAGCUCAGUUCAAUUUCAUUAUAUAAGUCAUGUUGAUUAUGUGUUCUGUUGUAUCAUUUUGUCUGUUUAAAUGAUUUGGGGACACCCAUUUGGGGAAGUUAUUUAGAAGGACAGAUGUGAGUGAGAACACUACAGGGGAAUGAAACUGAAAAACAAUCUCAUAGAGUUAUGUCUGCAUCAUAAAGCAGUUUUAAUUAGUAUCACAGAUUUGAUCUGUAAUAACCAAAAAUGAUAGUCAUGAUAAUUAUAGUUGUAGUCGUCAUCAUCAUCACCCUCAACAUUAUUUUUUUUUUUCAUCCUUGAACAAUCCAAUUAAGCUUGACUCAUGAAAAUUACAGGAACAUCUCAUUAAGAAAUCCUGCGUAAAUUUGUCUAAACAUAUAGCCACUCCUAACACUUUAUAAUAACUUUCAUUAAGUAAUUGAAAACAUAGGCUGUUAGAUUAAAUGUUAAACAUUUACAGAUCAAGUGCAUUCAUAAAUGGAAAAUAUAAUGGAGACCUGGGCUAGUUGCACAGGGAAGUUGUCACAACAGCUCUCUAUAAAGUCAAAAAGUCAAAUUACACAAAUGCCUGUUUUCUUUGUUUUCGAAGAUCAAACUUUUUCAUAAAUGUAAUUUGGGGUAAGUUGUCACAUUUUAUUGGGCAAGUUAUCACGUUUUUAAAUGUUACACAUUUUACAUUUGUGUAACCUUUCUUGUUUCAUAUCUAAAUUCCAAUGUGUGUUUAAUUAACUGUUUUGUUUAUUUAUUUUUUUUAAUUAUUAUUAUUUUUCAGGUAAAUAAUGGAAGGAAUGUUCUACCAUUUGGUUGCCAAGACUACUGUAUAUGUAUCUAUAGAUAUUGAUUUUCAGAAAUAAAUCCACAGUAACACAAAUAUUCACAGUAAAAGUGCAACAAUAGCCUCAUGUUUCCCUAUAAACCAAAGUUUGACUGAAUAUCUAUUUAAUUAUAUAAUUAGCAUUAUUUAAAGUAAUAAUGUUUUUUUAUGUUAUUAUUAAAUCAUAUUAUAGAGUGUUACCCCAUAACCUCCCCUUCAUUUCCAUGUAAAUGUGUAGAAUAAAAGUAUCCUGUCAUCGCCACUGCCCACGCGCAGAGCUAGAUUGCCCGCUGCAGGCAGAGCGCGGGAAGACAGGGCGCAGGAAGCGCGCGGAGCUUCACACAAGAGGACGCUACGGAAGAAUUUACCUCAGCUGCCUUCACUGCAGAUGAAGUCAAACUAAAUGUAUACAGAGGAAAAAAAAGAUCUAUUGCUUAGUUUUCUUUUGUCAUUUUGCUUUGUUACGCAUAGGAACCCAGGACACUUAUUCCAACGAAUGAAGUAACAUUUUCCAAGGAAAGAAACGGAACUGAAAAAAGCCUCAGAAGAGUUCACCGAUGAAGCUUGGUGUUAAAUAAUCGGUGGCUUUUAUCUCAAAACACUAAUCGGUGAUGAGAUCGCCCUUAAACAUAACGUUACAUCGCUGACGAAGAAAAAGAGAGAGAGAGUGCGAGAGAGAGAACACACUGAUGCGCGCGCGCUCCCGGUGCGGCACUCAGCGCGCUCAACAGCUCGUGCCUCCUCCAUCCCAACCCUCUCCGCCAACGCCGUCUCUCCAAUCUCUGCCCUCUCCCUCCCUGUUCGCUUUUCUUAAAGCUCAUUUCCGUGACGAUCCGAAGCUUUUCUCCGACACGAUGAGAGACGCGAGCAGCGCAGCAGUGGGACAAACCGAACCGAGCCGCUUCAAACGGAACUGAGCUCCAGAACUGAACGAACCGGCAUCACAAAACAAAACAAAAAAGGAGAUUUCAUUCAAAUCACGUCUUCAUCUUCUCUCUUCUUGGUCUUGGAGAGAGAGAGAGACCGAAAGAGAGCGAGAGAGAUAAGGGAAAAGCACAGGAAAUCUUUAAAGUCGCCGUUUUCGGAUGCUCCGUUAAAAAAGCCAACCAUCGGAGGCAACCUGGGACCACCCGUCUCCAAACCCUGGAGAUGUAAAGUUGGACACCGCUAAAACUGAUGCUGUGAAGUGGCUCUCAGCCUUAACUUCAUCAGGACUCGGUGGAAGGAUGCUGUGGUUUACCCUGCUAAGCACAAUAGCUUUAGGAUGGACUACGCCGAUCCCUCUGUUGGACGAGUCGGAAGAAAUAGAUGAGCCUUGCUUUGACCCUUGCUACUGUGAAGUCAGGGAGGGUAUUUUCCACGUCCACUGCGACAGCAAAGGAUUUACAAAUGUCAGCCAGAUCUCCCAGACGUGGACAAGACCCUUUAAACUCAAUCUGCAGAGGAACUCCAUGCGCAAGCUGUAUUUUAACAGCUUUUUGCAUCUCAACAAUGCUGUGUCACUUAAUCUGGGGAAUAAUGCACUGCAGGACAUACAUGUGGGUGCGUUCAAUGGCCUGAGCAUCUUGAAAAAGCUAUUUUUGCAUGAAAACAAACUGGAGGUGUUCAGGAAUGACACUUUUAUGGGGCUGGAGAGCCUUGAGUAUCUUCAGGCGGAUUACAACGUCAUCAAGAGAAUAGAGAGCGGGGCAUUUCGGAACCUGCACAAACUCAGAGUACUUAUUUUGAAUGACAAUUUGAUACCCGUGCUACCCAAUUUAUUAUUCAGGUCCGUAUCGCUCACGCACCUUGACUUACGUGGCAACCGCUUAAAAAUUCUACCCUAUAAAGGGACGUUGGAAUACAUCGGUCGCAGCUUGAUGGAGAUUCAGCUAGAGGAAAAUCCAUGGAACUGUGUGUGUGACAUUGUGCAGCUCAAAACCUGGCUGGAGCGCAUACCCUAUACAGCUUUGGUCGGCGACAUUACGUGUGAAUACCCUUUUCAUUUACAUGGUAAGGACCUUCGUGAGAUCAAGAGAAGUGAACUUUGUCCUUUACUUUCCGAAGCCGAGCUGGAGGCCAAACAUGGCAUUCCCAGAUUACCAUUUAAUAACGAAAAUGUCUGGCCCACCAAGCCUUCGUCUAUGUUGUCAUCCUUUCAUAACACAGCCUCCUCAGUAGAGUACAGAGAGAGACAGGUAAAGCCGACUAAACGGUCCAGACCAACAAAAACACCACCCACUCCUCGUAGCAUUUACCCAGGGGUGAAUCAGCCUCCAGUCGCUGCCUACCAGACCAGACCCCCUAUACCAAUCAUUUGCCCGACAGGGUGCAUGUGCAAUUUACACAUCAAUGACUUGGGCCUCACCGUCAAUUGUAAAGAAAAAGGCUUCCACAACAUUUCUGAGCUGCUGCCACGACCACUCAAUGCCAAGAAACUCUAUUUAAGUGGGAAUUUGAUUCAGAAAAUUUACAGGUCGGACUUUUGGAACUUCUCUAGUUUGGAUCUAUUGCACUUGGGUAAUAAUCGGAUAUCAUAUGUUCAAGAAGGCGCCUUUAUGAACCUACCUAAUUUAAAAAGUUUAUAUUUGAAUGGCAACGACAUUGAAAGGCUCACUCCAGGCAUGUUUCGUGGUCUGCAGGCACUUAGUUAUCUGUACUUUGAGUACAAUGUCAUUCGAGAGAUCCAACCGGCUGCCUUCAGCCUCAUGCCAAACCUGCAGUUGGUUUUUCUCAAUGACAACCUGCUACGCACCUUGCCUGUGGAUGCUUUUGCUGGCACUUCCCUGGCUAGACUCAACCUGCGCAACAACUACUUUCUGUACCUUCCUGUGAACGGAGUACUGGAGCAUCUUCACUCCAUCGUUCAAAUCGACCUUCACCAGAAUCCCUGGGACUGCUCUUGUGACAUCAUUCCACUCAAACAAUGGAUAGAGAAGCUCAGCUCCGUCAUUGUCGUUGGGGAAGUGACCUGCAAGACCCCAGACUUCGCCCUUGGCAAAGAUCUGCGCACCCUGGAGGCUGAGGUCAUCUGCCCCGAGUUGAAAUUCACCGCUUCUUCUCCAGUCCUACCCAAUGACAUGACGGCCACCAGUGGCUCUGAAUUAGGACAAGCGCCGGCAACGGGAGCUGUCCCACUCUCUGUGCUAAUUCUCAGCCUGCUGAUUCUCUUCAUCUCCUCUGUUUUUGUGGCCGCCGGUCUCUUCGCAUUUGUCCUACGGAGGCGAAAGAAACUUCCCUUCAGGAAGCGACAGGAGGUGGAUCUUACGGGGAUUCAAAUGCAGUGCAAGAUCUUUGAAGAAAGACAGACUGCCUCACCUGAGAAGCCACCCGGUCACGUCUACGACUAUAUCCCCCAUCCCGUUACUCAAAUGUGUAACAAUCCCAUUUACAAACCACGAGAAGGAGAGAUUGAGGGCGAGCAGUUUGCAGAAACCAAGGAAAAUAACAGUAAUUAUCGAACUCUUCUGGAGAAAGAGAAGGAAUGGACGAUGGCUGUGUCCAAUUCCCAGCUCAACACCAUUGUCACCAUCAAUCAGUCCGGUGACAUGGCAGGCUUUCAUGAGAACGGAGUGCUUUGCCCUACCGUGAUUGACAGCCAGAGGCCGACCCCUACGGUUGGUUUUGUAGACUGCCUGUACGGCACUGUUCCCAAAUUAAAGGACAUGCAUGUUGCACAUGCACAUCCCCCCGGAAUGCAAUACCCCGAUUUACAGCAAGACGCCAGAUUAAAAGAAACAUUACUUUUCACUGCGGGGAAAGGAUUCCCUGAGCAAACACAAAGUGAAUACCUCGAGUUAAGGGCGAAACUCCAAACCAAGCCGGAUUACCUCGAAGUCUUAGAGAAAUCAUACAGAUUCUAAUUGAAUUGAAAAAAAGAGUAAACUCACUUUCACAACCCCUCCCCCUCCACGCCCAAAAAGAAUACGUAUCAAAAAAGAAGCAUGGCAAGAUUAUAUAUUUCACACACGUACACGUACACACUCAGACACACAUUUCCCCCAAGUCGCUUUUGGAGGAAAGGCCAUACUCAGAUUUUUCAAUGAAGUGCCUUUUUUUCAGAGUAGCCAGCAAUGUUACCACCCAUUAUUUUUGUACGGAACAGAUUUGUUGAACCUCCGGAGCGCCUGGCACAGUUUGUAGAAUAUUUGCAGUUUGCUGCAUGCGUUCGACUGCAGAUGGAGGUUAUUGAUCAAAAACUUCACCUGCUAUAGAGAUACAGCGACGUAUUACCCGUUGAGUGGUCUAUUUAAUUUUCUAUACAGCAAAAGACAGAGUUCUAUCUCAAGGACGCACCCGAGGAUCAAUAUUUGUGAAUAUAUAAUGACACUUCAAGAUUUUAUGGAGUUCAACGCACUUUCUUAAGAAAAAUGCUUCUGGAUACUAUCACUAACAGCUUUUUAGGAAGCACUUUUAAUGUUUUCUCUCUCACAAAGAUUUGACAAAGUUAAAAAAUGUGCAUAUAUUUAUUCUGUAAUUUCAGUGAAAGAUUUAAUUGUAAAGGUAAUGUUAAAUCAAUGUAUAGUGAUUAUGCGUCUGGUAUAGCCUUCUUAAUAAAAAUACAAAGUCUUAAAUCAAA
Messenger RNA from Megalobrama amblycephala (Wuchang bream), 6283 nucleotides. It is a transcript of the gene slitrk3a, whose product is annotated as SLIT and NTRK-like family, member 3a. The record is from RefSeq and is a predicted model, not a curated record. The coding region runs from base 2952 to 5567 and encodes 871 amino acids. Gene Ontology annotation, molecular function: protein binding. Gene Ontology annotation, biological process: positive regulation of synapse assembly; regulation of presynapse assembly; axonogenesis. Gene Ontology annotation, cellular component: postsynaptic density membrane; GABA-ergic synapse. Lineage: Eukaryota; Metazoa; Chordata; Actinopteri; Cypriniformes; Xenocyprididae. The transcript is spliced from 3 exons.